AUGAUCAAGACUGUUGCUGUUUUACAUCCGGAAUUAGUUGAUUCCUUGAAAAAGGUUAGAGAACAAAGAGCCUUCAAUGUAGAAGAAUGGAUCGAUAAAAAGACAGAUUUAUUUAAUGAUUAUAUGAAGAGAUGUGGUUUGAAGGCUUGUCUCGUAUCUGUUUCUGGUGGCGUAGACAGUGCUGUUACAUUUGCUUUGGCAGAAAGAGCAAUGAGAAAACCAAAUUCACCAAUUAAACAACUACUUGGUGUUGCUCAACCUAUCAAAUCAACAGAAAAGAUUUGGAAGAGAGCUCUUGAGCUUGAACAAGCAUACGGAUCAACAGAAGGUGUUAGAGUUGUCUCAGUUGAUCAAAGUGAAAUUCACACACAAAUUCAAGAAAGAACAGAAGAAGCUCUCGGUAUUAAGAGUGGAGAUUUUGCAAGUGGACAACUCAAAUCAUAUAUGAGAACACCUGUUGGUUUCUUUGCUGCUCAAUUAUUGAGUCAAGCUGGUUUUCCAUGUGUAGUUUUAGGAACUGGUAAUUUCGAUGAAGAUGGUUACUUGUUCUAUUUCUGUAAGGCUGGUGAUGGUGUUGCUGAUGUUCAAUUAAUUGCUGAUUUGCACAAAUCUGAAGUUUUCCAAGUUGGUCAUGCUCUUAAAGUUCCACUUUCAAUUCUUGAAGCUCCACCAAGUGCUGAUUUAUGGUCUGGUCAAACUGAUGAAAAUGAAUUGGGUUUUCCAUAUGACUUUGUUGAACUCAUGACUGAAUUAAUGGUAAAGACUGAAGAAGAACAAAAAGCUAUCAAACAAUCAUGGAGUCCAGAAGCACUCAAUCAAUUCGAAGAAUUAUCUGCUGAAGCCAAACUUGUACAUAAGAGAAAUAAUCACAAGGCCAAGUAUCCAUUGAAUCUUAACCUCAUUCACCCAGUGGGUGACAAUUUUUCUUUCUAA
Naegleria gruberi is the source of this 933-nucleotide messenger RNA. RefSeq lists its product as uncharacterized. Gene Ontology annotation, molecular function: NAD+ synthase (glutamine-hydrolyzing) activity; glutaminase activity. The record is from RefSeq and is a predicted model, not a curated record. The coding region runs from base 1 to 933 and encodes 310 amino acids. Gene Ontology annotation, biological process: NAD+ biosynthetic process. NCBI's taxonomy places the organism in Eukaryota, Heterolobosea, Eutetramitea, Acrasida, Naegleriidae. The transcript has 2 exons. Gene Ontology annotation, cellular component: cytoplasm.